AUGUCGCUAUUGAAUGAUCCAGACUACCUCAUACACCACCUCAGAAUAGGCUACCUACGUCGCGUAGAAGACCGAAUCGGUGGCCGAAUAAUAACCUUUGACCCGACCACUCUAUCAAAUGACUACAUCAAAGCGGCUGGAUCUUCUUAUCCGGAGAUGCAAGAAUGUUAUUCGCCUAGUACGAAUACGUUGGGUAAUGACUACUUCAGUCGAAGUAUAGGUAGUAGUUCGCAUAUUGGUGUUUCCCCCGGUGGUGUGAAGAUAGGCGGUCGAAGAAGAGCAGGCUCUGGUCAGCAGGCGAAGAUCGGUACCAAUACUACAAUGGACAGUGAGGAUGGGAGCGAUCUGGAUAAUAGCAAAAGCCAGGAACCAUUCUUUACCAAAUUAGACCUUCCGCAACAAAACGUUGCCGCUCCACCUGUCUUUGUGACAUCACCUCCGAAACCAUCUAAUGCUCGGCGUGCACUCAAGACAUCUCCGGAUAGCAUUACCGCACUCUCCUCAACGGACCAGACACCUCAACUAUCGCCCACAACUUCUGCUGAAAGUGAUCCAGUAAUGCUGAUCGGACGACGAGAGUCUAGUGGAUCAUUAUUACAGACUAAUAACGGAGAAUUACCAUAUACACCACCACCUCGGCGAGCUUUGUCGGAAGCAGAGGUUAGAGAGUUUAUACCCGAUCCACCUCAACCAAUAGUGAGACCCAAGCCCUUUUCGGCCCUGUCGGCUUUGAUAGAGGAGAAGAAAAAUAAAGAGGACAAUCCAUUUGCUGAGGAUUACGGUUAUUUUUCCGGCAAAGGUGACUUGAAGCCAAUAAAGCUUCAGAUUUACCUUCCAUUUAGUACAGAGCCAAAGAGGCCAUUGAAUGUUGUUGUUAAGAGAGACGCAACUGUGGAGAAGGUUAUCGGGUAUUGUCUGUAUCAGUAUUGGGAGGAGAAGAGAGAGCCUAUUUUGGAACCAAAGAUGUGUAAUAUUUCACAAUGGAUUAUGAGAAUUGUUGAAGAUGAUGGAGAAAUAGAUGAAGACCUUUUAGCCUUGGAUAGGACUAGAAACAUAUCCAAAUUUCAGUUCAAUCAGUUUGCAUUAUGUGAAGCUAACCCAGAACAAGGAACGUCCAAAUCUCAAAUUACAAAUAAAGAUUCCCUUCCGUCUAUAUCCACAAUCGCCACAAAUGGAACUUCAACAGUCACUGUCCCAACAACACGGGCGAGCACCAAUACCGAAACGGUCACGUCUUUUGCGCCCCCUAUCGAUCUCGCCAACCAAGUAUUCCUUCGUAUUCGUCUCACGCCAUACUCUGAAAUUACUCACACAACUACAAUCAACGUUCCCGCCGAGCAGCAUUUGUCUGAUGUACUGGAAAGUGUAUGUAGGAAAAGGAAAUUGGAUAGUAAAGAGUAUACGUUUAAGAUGGCAGAGGAGAAUGUAUUCUUGGAAUUGGACAAGACAGUGGAAAGUGUUGGAAAUGCUGAAAUUGCUUUGGUGAAGAAGCCAAACGAGAGGUCUAAUUCUGUGGAUAGUACAAGUGGCAACAGUAUAAGAGGCGCUAAAAAGGCAAAUAGAGGAUCAAGGGAUCUACCACAGCCGCCGUACAUAUCUUCUAACGACUAUACGUCUGUAUACCAGAAAUAUACCGUCAAUCGAAAGAUGCCGAUGUUUGGCGGUCGUCAUGUCAUACUUGCGAUAGAUGGCGAUUAUAUUCACAUUAUGCCAUCCGAGACGAGGACUAUGUUCGAUACAAUGAAAACGUCGUCGUAUCAUAUAUCCAAUAUUAUAUCUUGUAAACCAACGAAAAAAGUGUCGGCAAAUUUCAAACUAGUUAUUAAUCGAGAUACUGGCAACAAGACUUAUGACUUUGAAGCAGAAUCACCAAAGGUGGCAAACGAGAUAUGUACGAAAAUUCGAUGGCUCAUGGGAAUACAUAAAAGUGAACAAGCUAAAGUACGAUGA
Messenger RNA from Paraglomus brasilianum, 1950 nucleotides. NCBI's taxonomy places the organism in Eukaryota, Fungi, Glomeromycota, Glomeromycetes, Paraglomerales, Paraglomeraceae. The record is from the annotation of a GenBank genome assembly.